Exaiptasia diaphana is the source of this 4320-nucleotide messenger RNA. RefSeq lists its product as uncharacterized. The coding region runs from base 1365 to 2579 and encodes 404 amino acids. Lineage: Eukaryota; Metazoa; Cnidaria; Anthozoa; Actiniaria; Aiptasiidae. The record is from RefSeq and is a predicted model, not a curated record. The transcript has 2 exons.
UUUAAAGACCGCUUUUUAUCGUCUUCGGAUAAUUUUCUUCUUAGACAAAAACUCACGCAACGAAAACAACUCCCUUCUGAAUCGGUUGAUAGUUUUGUAACUGACAUUCGUAGACGAUGUCAACGCUUAGGUAUAACUGAUGAUGAAGAGAUGCUACAUUUCUUUGUUACUGGUUUACUGCCCGAUAUACAGUCCCAUGUUAUUUUAAAUAAACCAGAUACAUUAGCGCAAGCCGAAGAAUUGGCUAAAUUAAAAAGUUUAGUUUCUUCAUCACCUUCAUUUUCUCUUUCGGACGUUCAAAGUCUGCAAAAAGAAUUUCUCUCACAAUUAACGGCGGCUCAGAAAAAAUUAGCGACGUUAGAACAGUCUAAGUCUGUCGCAGUUUUUGAUCAGAAACCUAAUUCUACUUCUAAGACCUUUGAYACUAGGGAACUACGUCAAGUUAUUAGGCAAGAACUUGAUAAUUAUAAUCUUCGUCCACAAAACGGUAAUCGUCAACAGCAAAAUCAAUCCUCUCGAAAUUUUAAUCCAAAUUAUCGACCACGUUAUAAUGCGCGUGGGUCUUUUGGCAAUAAUGAUUAUCGUACGGUUUCAGGUAAYCCGAUUUGUCGUMUYUGUMGACAAAUCGGUCACGUAGCCCGUAAUUGUCAGAAUACGCCACGUAAUCCUCGCCCUCCAGGGCCCCCUCAAGUUUUCCAAUCGCCAAACUCUCAAUAUUAUGCAAAUCCUGCCCCUCAGCAAAAUUAUUCUCCUCCAGGYCCCCCACAAGCUUUUKCUAACCCCCCUCCUCCCYCCCAACAGUAUUAUCCUYGUCCCUCACAACCMCAACAGCAAUUUUCAACYCCUCCCCAGCAGCAGGGAAACUAAUCCAGUCUCACGGAUAUGGAGAGYUCCGUGRGACUGCCCUUGACCCAAAUUUAAAUACCCUAUGUACAUAUGAUACUUUUGAUUAUUCUACCAUUGAUUUUGAUGAUACAUCAUGUAAUYCAAUUAGYUCGAGUGAUUUUAGUAAUGCCGUUAACACUUGUAGUUUUGAUGUUUUUGAUGAAAGGUCAGUUUUCUCUCCAAAUUUGGCCUCUAAUGUUCCGGACAAUGUGUCGGAUUCUUUUCAAUGGCAAAAUCAGCCAAGUCAGGGUCAUCAUAGUGUUUCAUCGCCUUUGCAUGACGUCAAUUUUCCUCCUACGCACUUUUUCUCUGUGGCGCACCAAGACCCUGCACUUAAUUUAUUUCAAUAUGAGUCUGGUAGUUAUAUUUCWGAUUUUGAUAGUCAAGUUACUGACGCUACUAGUCAGGAGUAUGAUUUUUUGCCUAGUAAUGACUUCUUGCAUCAACUUGAUAGUCAUAAUGUGGUCCAACCGUGUGCAAUGGUUGAAAUUGCGAGUCAGGAAAAUCGGAAGGACAGUACUGUCGUCACACACCAGCCUUUUGUGCCAUACAAUCAGAUGUUCCUUUCGACUUCUGCUGUAAUGCCUCCUUCUAGUUUUUACGCGCCUACAUCUUUUCAGAGUUCUUCUCUUAUGUAUGGUGCUUCUUUUUGUGAUCGCGACAUCAUACACGCGACAUUACAUUCUUCUACACCUGCUCAGCAAGUCUUGCCACACGCGCCUAGUGACGUUAUACAUGAUGAUCCCUUGACGUAUAAUCAUAAUGAUACAUUGUCUGCUAAGGAGACAGGCGAACAACAUAGUCCUAGUAUAGUCGAAGAUGAUAAAAUUGAAUCACAUAAAGUUACUGARGUUGAUUCCGUUGAGGAUAAUUUUCUUCAAGCUAUUGAGCUUAAUAUUUUUGAUGACUGUGAUCAACAUAAGCUUUUAAACASCCCCAAACRRCCCUUGUUGAUAGUAUCGGAUAGUUGCCCACAUGUUGAAGUUCUUGUCGAAACAGAAAAAGUCAAUGAAAUUGAAGCGCCCAAUGUUAGUUUAUUCUUGACAUCUGAUGAAGUUCCAGAUAAUAAUUUAAGUUUACAAAAGACAGCAGAAGUACCUGCUGGUGAAAGUUUUAAUGAAAAUAAGGAAAAUGCAAUUAAUGCAAUAAAUUUUACAGAUGUUACAAAGAAUUUGUCAGUCCAGGGCAAAAUUUUUAAUAAGUCAUAUAUAUUUCUUUGCGAUACGGGUGCAACAAAUACAGUUAUUGAUAUACAAGUUUACAAUAAUGUUCCAGAGUUGAACGAAUUUCCGCUGACCACAAGUCCUUAUAAUCCAUUAAGGUCGGUUACAGGCAACCAAAUUAGUAUUCAAGGGCAAGUUGAUAUACCUUUUGAGAUUGAUAAUCAAAUUUAUAAAUUUCCCGCCCUUGUUGUGGACGGUUUACCAUAUGAUGUUAUUCUAGGUAAUGAUUUCCUAGACUUUUUUAAGACUGUUAUUAAUUUAGAGAAGCGUAUUCUUUCUUUCGAAACCGAUCACGAGUCUCACCAACUUCACAAUCAGAGUUCAGACUAUACAACAUGUAAGGUCUCUGCGCGUCAGACCUCUACAAUGCCUACAUUUAACAAGAGUAUUGUUUCUGCUUUUGAUUGCAUUCCAUUCGAUUUUGGGACUUUCCAUGAAUUCCCAUUUGAUCCGGGUGGUCAAAUCUAUUGAUCUGAGCUGGACAGGUCAGGAUCUAGACAAGUUAAUUACCCCCGCGACCAACACCCUGCUUUGAGUUAGACUUGGAAUCCGUUUUGACUCACGAGAUUAAACUCAGUACACUGAACAGAAUCACUAAAUUACUCCUUCUUUUAAUUGAAGUUCAGGAUAUAGUCACUCAGUUUGCCCAUUUGAGGAACCGUGCACUUAUUGGUUUUAACGAUUUGCCACAAUCRGUUAUUUCUGCUGUUUCACAUCACUUUAAAAAGUUGCCCGGUAUGUCUUUAACUGUACAAGCUUUAGACGAGGGUUUUCCUUUGUUAAUUAAUCCAAUUACGGAAUAUUCUCAUUCUCCAAGGCAAAUGGUUUUGACUACCUUAGUCACUGUUCCUCGAAUUGUUAGUGAAGAUUCGCUGUGUACUGUUGAGACACUUGUACCAUUGAAAUAUCMAAUUAAGGAUAAGUGUUUUACUGGUCCAUUAGCUAGACAAGAUUUAGUUCUAAUUUCCUGUAAGCGUAAGCAAUUUGUGUUAAAGGCUGAUGUGUUAAGUGCAUGYUUCUCACAACCUAAUGCCCAUAUCUGUCCUCACUCUGUCCUACGAGAUGCCAACGAUACRUCAUGGAUUGGUCUUCCAUGGGUCGCAGAUACCAAGCUGAACUAUGACCGUAAUCAUAUUUACACCACUUGUGAUGAUUCUGAUACCUUACAUCAUCUUGGAGGUCGUUAUUACCUCUCUACUACAACUCAAAACAUUGAACUUUCCAAAGGAACAUUGCAAAUGACACCAUUGUCUAUAUAUCACAUACCRUGUAAUGAAACAAAUCCUAAACUCAAAACUGGCUUUGGGAAUUGUCCCGAAACGCUGAAAGUCUCAAUACCAAUAUUUCAAGAACAAUCAGUGAAUUAUAUUCCAUGGAUUCCACCGAAAAUGGAUUCUGCUUAUGAAUUGCACUACAAAUCAUUAAACAUUUCUCCUCCAUUAAAGUUUAACAAGUCUAUCAUCAAUGCAUUAGACAAAACAUUUGUUCGCCUUGAUGGCCAACUGCAGAAAAAAAUGAAACUUAUAUACAAAGAAAUUGAUGCUAUCAAGGAAACYCAAGAAACWGAAAAAGCYUUCAUCGUUGGAUGUAUCGCUUUAAGUCUUGCUGSUCUCAACUCGUUCUUCUUAAUUGCCUUUUGUUGUUGCUUCAACAAAGUUUCAAAAUUCAUCGCUGGACCAACUGAUGCAGUAUCUCACUUUGCUGCCAGGUUCACAAASGCUCCUCCAAAACCACCUAGACAACCUGCACCAYCUACWCAACCUGAUGCUGAUCAUGAUGAUCACCCUAACUGUGUUGGAUGUAAUCAACCUUUURAUGGACAAAUAUCUGUACAUCCUUCWGAUGAUGAAUCUUCUCAUGAUGAACAAUGARUUAGUGUAYAUAAUGACAUUGAACUGUGAAUUCGUCACAAACAAAUGAACUAUUUUCCUAUAUUUUUAUAUUUUCGAGUGGCUUUUACCUUGUCCAAUAUUCAAGUCAAAAGCUCUAUUGGUGAUAGUAAGUACAAAUAUUAUUCUGUGUAUGUUAAAAGAAAAAAAAGAAAAAACAUUUUAAAAACACAAAAAAAUUAUGCAAUAUUAAAAAACUACUAUGCCUAUAAUGCUAGAUUGACAAAAGGUAAUUCACUGCAUUACCUACUUAAUGAAGUGUGUGCUAAAAACAGGCAAAAUAUAUUAUCAACAAAGAUAAAAAAAAAAAGACAAGAAACAAA